GCACAUUAUGUAUGUACCUUAUCUCACAGAUGAGGAAACAGGCCCCCAGAGAUCAACCUAGCAAGAGGCAAGGUUGGGUUUGAACUGAGAUCUGACUCAAAAGUCUGUGCCCUUAAUCCUUGGGCACUGACACUAUAACAAGAUUUGGCACCUGUUGGCCUACAGUGCCAGAAAAAUAAAACAAAAAUGAAACUUCAGCAGAGACUUCUGGCCUAGCCCUGGAGUUGGUGCCGUUGAGCCCUGGAACUAAUGCCCUUUGUGAGGUGGCCCCAGAGCUGGCUGCCAGUUCCGUCCUCCUGCUGGGGGAGGGGCAGGCAGAAGCCAGGCGCAAGGACCUGAGUAGAUGGUUCUGGCCAUGCUGGGGGUUCUGUACCUUAGGGCCAGGCUGAGCCUCUUCCUCCUCUACCUCAUCCUGGGAGCUACACUCCUCCGCCCGCAGCCACUAAGGCCUCAGCAGUCUGUUCCUGAGGAAUUUUCAGCCCCCCUGGAACUCUCGCAGCCACUUUCCAGUCUGGAGGAUGACUAUGGGGUUCGACCCAAGCACCCAUGGCCACAGGGGUCUCGACCUCUCCUCUCCAAGGCCCAGCAGCGCAAGCGGGAUGGGCCAGACAUGGCCGAGUAUUUCUACAACGCACACCUGUGAUGGG
Messenger RNA from Manis pentadactyla (Chinese pangolin), 647 nucleotides. It is a transcript of the gene FREY1, whose product is annotated as Frey regulator of sperm-oocyte fusion 1. The transcript is spliced from 3 exons. Bases 344 to 643 code for a protein of 99 amino acids. NCBI's taxonomy places the organism in Eukaryota, Metazoa, Chordata, Mammalia, Pholidota, Manidae. The record is from RefSeq and is a predicted model, not a curated record.